This is a messenger RNA of Colius striatus (speckled mousebird), 450 nucleotides long. RefSeq names its product mitochondrial ribosome and complex I assembly factor AltMIEF1. Lineage: Eukaryota; Metazoa; Chordata; Aves; Coliiformes; Coliidae. The record is from RefSeq and is a predicted model, not a curated record. The coding region runs from base 235 to 447 and encodes 70 amino acids. The transcript has 2 exons.
GGUGGGAGCCCCGGCCAACUCGCUCUGCCAUUGGCGGGGGCUUUGUGGGGUCGCGACCCGGAAGCGGAUCGGCCAUGUUGCCGGGUGACCCCGGGAGCGGCGGCGGGAGGGAGGCGGCGGCGCGGUUCGCGUCCGCCGGAGGGCAGCGGCUGCAUUGAGGGGCCCACAGCGCACCCCUUCCCUUCCCCGGCCCGGUCCUUCCCGGUCUGCCGCCCGCCCGCUCACCCGUCUCCCAUGGCCGCCUGGUCCCGCGAGGCUGUCCUGACCCUCUACCGGGCUCUGCUGCGCCAGGGCCGCGGGCUGCGCUACACUGACCGGGAUUUCUACCUCGCUUCCAUCCGCCGCGAGUUCCGCAGGAACCAAGGGCUGCAGCGGCUGGAAGACAAGGAGAGGCAGUUGGAGAAGGGGCAAGUUUUCCUGCAGAGCAAACUCGGAGGCCUGGUUUAAACA